AUGGCAACACCAUCAAGUUUAAAUAGCAAUGAAACUGGAGUUUGUCAUGCCUAUGACAAUAAAUACUUAUUGGUAGAGUAUCCAGCUGGACAAUGCAAUGGAGAUGUUUUGAAUGCCGUUUACUACCAGACAUACUCGUGCUUUGACCGUACCUAUGUAACUUGUGAUCCAAAAUCCAAGACCGCAGAGAUUACUUCCUACUAUUGUAGUGAUUGCAAUUGCUCAGAGAGUGGUUCGAUCAAAGUUAGUCUUGGAUGUGAUAAAGAUACCGGUGCCAUCUACAGCUGUGAAUCUACUAUUACCAAGAUGCCAAGUUCCAUUUCCACCUUCAAAUACGUUGAUCAGCACUGUGGAGGUGAACCAUACUACGCUCAAAUGGAAGCAACCAAUGUUUGUUUUAACAGCACCGUUGUUCAAUGCACAGACACCUCUUUGACAAUGGAAAAGUAUUCAGAUGCCGACUGCACUGGUCAAGCUACUCCAUACAAUGAUCAUUAA
Messenger RNA from Heterostelium album PN500, 498 nucleotides. RefSeq lists its product as uncharacterized. The record is from RefSeq and is a predicted model, not a curated record. Lineage: Eukaryota; Evosea; Eumycetozoa; Acytosteliales; Acytosteliaceae. The transcript is spliced from 3 exons. The coding region runs from base 1 to 498 and encodes 165 amino acids.